Molecule: messenger RNA, 1052 nt
Organism: Spathaspora passalidarum NRRL Y-27907
Lineage: Eukaryota; Fungi; Ascomycota; Pichiomycetes; Serinales; Debaryomycetaceae
Product: NADH/NAD(+) kinase
Exons: 1
Coding region: 33-920 (295 amino acids)
Biological process (GO): NAD+ metabolic process; NADP+ biosynthetic process
Molecular function (GO): NAD+ kinase activity
Source: RefSeq, a predicted model, not a curated record
CAAAUUUUGAGUUUAAUGAAUUUAGAGAACGAAUGAAUCAUUGUAUUGAUUCGGGUGUCAAGGCUAAUCUUCGUAUGAGAUUUACCUGUCGUGUUCAUGGUAAUGAUGGUAAGUUAAUUUGUGAACAGCAAGUAUUGAAUGAAUUGGUUGUUGAUCGUGGGCCUUCACCUUACGUUACCCAAUUGGAAUUGUAUGGAGAUGGAUCUUUGCUCACCGUUGCCCAAGCUGAUGGGUUGAUCAUUGCUACUCCUACUGGUUCCACUGCAUAUUCUUUAUCUGCUGGAGGUUCACUUGUACAUCCUGGCGUCAGUGCCAUUUCGGUGACCCCAAUUUGCCCUCAUACCCUUUCAUUUAGACCAAUUUUACUUCCUGAUGGUAUGUUCCUUAAAGUUAAAGUUCCAGAUACCAGUCGUGCCACUGCAUGGGCUUCAUUUGAUGGGAAGGUACGUACUGAACUUAAGAAGGGAUUUUAUGUAACUAUUCAAGCUUCUCCAUUCCCAUUUCCUACCGUGACAUCUUCCAAAACCGAAUAUAUUGAUUCGGUUUCACGUAACCUUCAUUGGAAUGUCCGUGAACAACAGAAACCGUUCAGUUCAUACUUGACUCCUGAGAACCAGAAACGACUUGAACGUCAUGAUAAAUCUGAUAUGGAGAAUUUCCUGAGUAUACAAACUACUAAUGAAGUGCACGCUGAUUCCGACAACGAAGAAGCAUUUGAUAUCAACUAUAGUGACGAUGAUGGUGAGAAUGAGAAGGAAGAGGAAAUAGAACACGAAAGAGAGAGUUCGGAUGAGGAUUUUGCAUUCAUCCCUGCCGACAGUGGGACCCUGACUCCAAUGAGCCUGAGUUAUAAUAAUAUUGAUGAUAGAUGUUGUUUUGCCCAUCCCCAUGCCAGAAUAAGUUUAAAUCAGAGAUUUUGAGCCAUUGAAUGGUAAUGAAUAAUGUCAUGAGUAAUGUGUAACUGUGGCUGAUGAUCUAGUCAUAAUUAACCAAAUGAAUUGUAUAUGUCUUUUAUCUAUAUUUUGCAGUUUAAUACUACGUUAAUAACGCGU